AUGAAGAGUAACAAUCCGCAUCCUAAACCUUUAUGCGUCAUCGAUCGUUUUCAUCAACUGCAAACAGAAACAGAAUCGACCGGAUUCCGCCGAACUCAUAAAAGAAGAUAUGGAAAAACAAGUAAGAAAGAAGAAGUAACGAUACCUUUGAAUAUUUCGUCGCCGAGAAUCAUCUUUACAACCGUCUUUGAAUCCGUUGAGAUCGGUUGUCUAACACUCUUCUUCCCAUCCGUUCAUGGUGUCGAGAUGCAAUUCUUGCUUCGCUGGGGUUUGCGUUUGAGCAUUUUGGAAGAACGAGGAUUGAUGAAAACCAAAGGCAGAUUUGGAAGCGUGGCAUCAAGACAAAGAGGACAAAGGGAUAAUUUCGAAGAAUGGAAGCUUCACCAUUCUAGGCGCAACAUCGUACUUUCGGCGGUGGUUCUUUGCUUCAAUCGGAUAAAAAGCUCUUUCACAAAACCUAAUCCUCUUUCAAUUUUUUGCUGA
This is a messenger RNA of Vicia faba (fava bean), 483 nucleotides long. NCBI's taxonomy places the organism in Eukaryota, Viridiplantae, Streptophyta, Magnoliopsida, Fabales, Fabaceae. The record is from the annotation of a GenBank genome assembly.